CAGCCCCCAAAGUCUGGUCGUAGGAGACUUUAUGCAUGUGAGAAUCUGCACGUAGCAUUCAGACUUCUAGUGAUCCCGUCCUUACACACCAGCAGAUGUUCAUUUUGUCCCCGUUACCUGCACUGUGGCCGGUUGGAGUCGAGACUUCACAGGACGCAAGAGCCGGGAUUGCACAUAUUUCUGCUACAGGAUGCUCUCGUUUAGGAUGGAGCUGCCAUGUUUGUGUCUAUUGUUGCUAAACUGUCUGCAGUCGCUCUCAGCCGGCAAUGACUUCUACACCUCAAUAGGCCAGAUGACAGAUCUGUUAUACACAGAAAAAGACCUCGUCACCUCCCUAAAGGACUACAUCAGAGCAGAGGAGACCAAGCUUGAGAAGAUUAAAGUGUGGGCUGAUAAGAUGGAAUCACUGUCAGCCGCAGCCACACUGGACCCCGAGGGCUACCUGGGAAACCCGGUCAAUGCCUUCAAACUGAUGAAGAGGCUGAACACAGAGUGGGCGGAGCUGGAGAGCCUGGUGCUCAGUGACACCACUGACGGAUUUGUUUCCAACCUGACCAUCCAGAGACAGUACUUCCCCACAGAUGAGGACCAGACUGGGGCAGCUAAAGCUCUCCUCAGGUUACAGGACACUUACAGACUUACUGCCAACACCAUCGCUACAGGAGACCUACCUGGAGCGAAGCACAAGACUUUUAUGACAGUGGAGGACUGUUAUGAGCUGGGGAAGAUCGCCUACUCCGAUGUGGAUUACUACCACACCGAGCUGUGGAUGUCCCAGGCUCUGAAACAGCUUGAACAUGGAGAGGAGUCCAAUAUAGAUAAGGUGACAGUGCUCGACUACCUCAGCUACUCCAUCUACCAGCAGGGGGAGAUAGAUCGAGCCCUGGAUUACACCAAGCAGCUCCUAAAACUGGACUCAGAGCAUCAGCGCGCCAAUGGCAACCUGAAGUACUUUGAGUUCCAGUUGGAGAAGCAGAGAAAGGCUGAUGAGGCUGAAGGGAAGAAACCAGGUAAAAAGGAAACAACCGAAAAGAAAGAGAAGAGCAAGAAGGUCUCGAAUCGUCAGGUCCCAGAGAGGAAGAAGUACGAGAUGCUUUGUCGUGGGGAGGGCAUCAAAAUGACCCCCCGCAGGCAGAGCCGGCUGUUCUGUCGUUACUAUGACAACAAUCACAACCCCAAAUAUGUGUUGGCUCCUGUCAAACAGCAAGAUGAGUGGGACCGCCCCUACAUUGUCCGCUACCUCGACAUCCUCUCCGAAACAGAAAUCGAGAAGGUCAAGCAACUGGCGAAGCCAAGACUGCGCAGGGCCACCAUCUCCAACCCCAUCACAGGCGUGCUGGAGACAGCGCCAUACCGGAUCAGCAAAAGCGCUUGGCUCACUGGCUAUGAAGAUCCAAUGAUUGACGUGAUCAACCAGAGAAUUGAAGAUCUCACCGGACUGGAAAUGGACACUGCAGAAGAGCUGCAGGUUGCAAACUAUGGCGUUGGAGGUCAAUACGAACCACACUUUGACUUUGGAAGGAAAGAUGAGCCAGAUGCCUUUAAGGAGCUCGGAACUGGCAACCGCAUAGCAACAUGGCUCUUCUAUAUGAGUGAUGUAGCAUCAGGUGGAGCCACAGUAUUCCCAGAUGUUGGUGCAGCAGUUUGGCCCAAAAAGGGCUCGGCAGUGUUCUGGUAUAAUCUGUUCCCCAGCGGGGAGGGAGACUACAGGACCCGACAUGCAGCCUGUCCAGUGCUGGUGGGCAACAAGUGGGUUUCAAACAAAUGGAUCCAUGAACGAGGCCAGGAAUGGCGGCGACCUUGUUCCCUAAAGGAAUCUGACUGAUGAAAAAGGAAAACCUCUUCACCUCCCUGGCCCUUUCUCUCCUUCCUUGUGAACAGCCCAGGAACAAAGAACACCGCUGCAGAUCACAGAUGAUGCGAAUGGAUACACGGUGUUCAAAUGUCUCACUCCCUCUCUACAAGCACUCCCUUUUUUCCCCAGCUGUUGUGCUCUGAGCCCAGAGAUUGUUUGGGUUGAUGUCUAGACCCUUGCACAGUAUUAGCAACGCUGUGACAGAUAACUUCAGAUUGUUGGAUGGUUUGGAGAAACACUUGCGCCAUUUUUACUCCCAUGUGUCUGUAUUUGCACUCUGCAUGAACUCUAGUUCUGUGGUGAGAUUAUCGUUCAGUAGUGACUGCAGGGAGCAGCCUAUUCCCUGGCAGUUAGAACCUUAAAAGUACAGAUCACAUUUUUAACAGGCCUGUCUGAUUCAUUUCAUUACUUUUUAUUCAUUAACAGAGUUAAUGAAUAAAGUAAUUUAUUGUAAAACUACAUGCACCAUCUUUAAAACAGUUUUAUAUUUUUCUCAAACAGGCGUAUUAUUCAGAGGGAUUGCAAAAGCAUAUCGUAGUUUAACUUAAAUAUUCUCUUUUCUAGUUUUAAACGCAGUCUCCUCCUCCAAUAACUUUAAUUUCGUAAUUACAAUUAGUGUUCUGCGGAACAAAUGAUAUGACACACAGCACAUAGCAAAAUGGUCACUCCAAAAAAUAUAUAAAUACAUUUCAGGGUAGUUUUGUAGGUUGAAAGAAACACUUUAUUUCCUGUAAGUCAUGUAACUUAUCAGAAUUGAUUUAAAUUGUAUGGCUGCAUCUAUGUUGACAUAUCACAUACCUUGUUGGUCUGCCUCAGAGCCUAGUUUUAGAUAUUUUUUGUAAGUCAUUUGCAUCGUCACACCAAGAGAUAUUUUUAGAUUUGGUGAACUUAACACCUGGACACAGACAAAGUAAUGUAAAUCUCAAUGCUGCAUGAAUUUUGUAUUUGAUCAUCCUGAUUGUCCCGGUGUUGUGUAAGCAACAACCAAUCAUUGAAUAAUAAGAGCAACAAUAUUUUGGAAAAAGAAGAGUGGGCUGGAUACACCGCAUUGUGCCAUGACGGGUUCACAUAUCCAGUUUUUUUUAUAGAGUGAAUGAUUCUGCUAGAUUUUUAACAGUGUCCAUUGCUUUUCAGUGUGAGAAUAUAUGAGUUUUCCAAGGAAGAAACAUUUUAUUUAUAUGUCUCAGCCAAUUGUGUGUUGUCUCAUAGGAAAGUCUGACAUUGUUUUUUUUUCUACAAUAAAGACUGUUAUAUAUUGAU
Messenger RNA from Trematomus bernacchii (emerald rockcod), 3115 nucleotides. Its product is annotated as prolyl 4-hydroxylase subunit alpha-1-like. Bases 191 to 1825 code for a protein of 544 amino acids. The transcript is spliced from 15 exons. NCBI's taxonomy places the organism in Eukaryota, Metazoa, Chordata, Actinopteri, Perciformes, Nototheniidae. Gene Ontology annotation, cellular component: endoplasmic reticulum. The record is from RefSeq and is a predicted model, not a curated record. Gene Ontology annotation, biological process: peptidyl-proline hydroxylation to 4-hydroxy-L-proline. Gene Ontology annotation, molecular function: protein binding; iron ion binding; L-ascorbic acid binding.